UGCUAAGCAUCGGACAAACAACAGCAUUCGGUACCUUCUCCUUCACCUUUGUCAACGCUUUAGAGUCUACCACUGCUUUAGGAUCUGCCAUUGUGUUUCUUGGCGAUUCCAAAACAAAACCUUGUGCUCUGAUACCAAAUAAAGUAGCCAAGAACACAACCGUAAUAAAACUCUUGCUUUGUUUUAUUAAUCUUUCUUAACUUGCUUUCUUACUUUGAUCCUCUUACAUUAGAUCACUAUAUAUAGGUAUUAGGAAACCCUUAACUUUCUCCUAUUACAUGUUUAUCUAGGACUUCUUAGCUUUAUCCUAAAUCUAUUAGUUAUUCAUUCUUAUCUUUAUAAUAACUUGUCGGCUAAGCAACUGAAGCUUAUCCAACACAGAUGUGAUCAGUUUAAGUCGUCAUGUGAAAGGAUGUCUCAGGUUUCAAUGGUGAUGAAGAUUGAAGAGGAAAAAAUUGCCUCGUCUUGAAUCUGGAUAGAGUGGAACAUGAAGUAAAACAUGUAUGGGAACACGACAGAGAGCCAGAGAAAGAAAACAUGCAGAUGAUGCUUUUGGUAGAUGUGCUACAGACUGCUAAAGUUGAAGCUGAGUAUCAAAGAGUUCUAAAGGACAGAUUACGAAGGAAAUUUCAGUACUUUGCAAAAGGUGGAUAUUAAGUGUUUAAAUCUUGUAGACGGUGGUGAGUUAAGAUUCUGCUGCAACUACAGAAUGUCUAUAAGCUAGACGAAACACAAGAAGUUUGCAAGGGUUAUAAGAAGAUUCUUCAAGAUUCAGUGCUGCUUACGAGGUUUACUUGGUAUGAGAAAGCUAUGCUUUAAUUUGCUGCUGAAAAGUUGGAGUCAGUUUUGAGUCAAGGUCAUGGGUUCUCGUAUUCUUGAACACGUUACAAGAGAGUACACCAGUUAUGUUUAGUUUGGAGUUGAUGUGAAGUUACAUGCAACAGAAGAUGAUUAUGGUUCAUGAGAAACGAGACUGGUCGCAAGUUGAUUUGAUGAGCUGAACUAAAAUAGAUGCAUGAAAUAAAUGGAAGACAGAGAUUCAGAGGGUACUGGUUGUUGUGAACUGGUGAAAAUUGUUCAAGAUUAAAGCAAAGAACAUAUUGUUCAGCCAAUGUACCAGUGAUUGAAACAGAAGAUUGAGGGAGAGACAUGCUUCAAUUAACACUGAUGAAAGUUUGAGUGAAGGCUCAAAUAUAAAGGAGAUAAGAACUUGAAUUCUACAUGAUGUGUUAUGUAUCAGGAGGUCUAACCUGCGAUGUAUAUCUUGGGAUUCCGAUUGUCUGCAACAGUCUCAGAGAUUAUCAGAGAGAGAGAGACGCCAACAAGGCCCGUCGGAAUUGGUCAAGUCUGUGUUGAAACCUCUAUGUUAAAAUAUUCCAGUUAUGUGGCUAUCUAAGAACAAGUCAAAGUGAGAAGAUCAAGUCAAGGUUUGGAGAUGGUUUCAAGGAGAAGAAGAAGAAGAAGAAAGAGCUAUGAGUCAUGCAAAUUAGUUGAAAGGAGUAGAAGAACACGAGUUCUUGAGCUGAUAAAGUGGUGGUGAGAAGCCUUGAAAGGUCAACUAAAUUUGAGGAACCGAGUGCAACGUAUCAUGUAUCAAAAACUGUACCAGAACCUGUGACAGAUUCUAGAUGAAAUCAUGAUGACAUUGGAUGUUCCAGAGAUUGAUAUUUUCGCUGACCAGGAAUACUAAACUCGAUCUCAUGAAAGGGCAACUACUGAAGAAGAUUGGCUAAGUAAAAGCUCUGUUCUUUUUUUUUAUUUGCUGCAAAAGAUAUGGACUCUCAACUGAGUUAAGGAAAGUGUUUGAACAAGAUCAGUGGCUGUUCUUGCUUCUUACUUGUUGACGUUGAGGAUUUUAAAAAAAAAAAGAAGAAGGGGGCAUUGUUUGUUGGGUAACUCGAAGAGCGAACAGUGGAAGAGGCAACUUGUAGACACAUGGCGUAGUUGCUGACAUGUGAUGUGUAGAAAAGCUUGAUAACCCAUAGUUAACCUUGAUCCUGAAGAGACGUAGAGUCAAAGACUGUACGAGAAGUACUUUGGGUUCUCUGAUCAUACGGUGUUGAAACAACUCAAUGAAUUAAAAACUGGUGUUGGUAGAAACAUGAUGAGCUGAGUGUUUACGGAACUGUCUUCAAAGUUGGAGCAUCAUGAUAUGGUUCGGGGGUUGCAGGUUUCUGUAAAAUGCAGAAAAAUAGUUAGCAAUUUUAUCAGGUUUCCAAGAAUAUGAACAGAAAGAGAUCUAUCAAGAGAAAAACAGAGAGGCUGUCUGAUCUGGAACUAGUUUAAACGCAAGUGGCUAAUAUUAAGAUGAAGAAUUGUGGCUGAGGGGAAGUCUUGGCUGGAUAGAUAUUCAUGGUCUCAGUGUACUUUGAAUUUUUGCAGGCAGAUACUGUAUAUUUGGGUUGUGAUCAGAUGAUGAGACGUCAAAACACUGGAACUACAACACAAGCUAGACCCGAUCUCAUUGGAGAUAGUUUAUUUUUGUUAGCGGAUGAGGUGUAGUAGGUGAUUCGGCAAGCUGGAUUUCAUUCCUUUUCCCAUGACGUGUUGCUUGAAUACUGUUUCUUGAACACCAAGUUAAGUUUAAAGAAGUAGGUUGUUAACACAAAGGCUAAACUUCUGAGACAAAGCAACUUUGAGAUGAAGAUGAGUUGCACCUUUCAGCACAUGGCAAUGGAUCUUAUUAGAGUUUCGUGGUGGCUGUGACAUGGACGGUCUUGUUUUCGGUCAUCUGCGAAAGGAUAUGCAACCAUAAAAACAUGAUAGUCGUUGGUCGCAUGCUAAAAACGAGAGGAUCGUCUUGUUUUUCAAUAAACUCUUGUCUACAUGAUUGAUGAUAUGUCUCUGGUGAAUGUGAAGCGAACAGUUUCAGGGAAAAUGAGGAUAUGGAAGACGCCAUGUAUUAUUCAUGAAACAAGAAGACUCAUGCUAAGCUCUUGGAUCGGGAUGGUUCGAUCUAGACAACAUGUUGAGCUAUAGAAGAAAUGGUUGAGGCUUCCCUUGGAUUGGCUUUUGGAAGGCAGAGAAUGCAACACGAGGAAAUGAUUGCUCAGAAUUGCUACUACAUUAGCAAGACACUGUUCUGUGCGUACGACAGGCUUUGAUCCUGUGCUAUUGGCGACAGCGGUGUCUGGUUGAUGUCAGGAUAGCUGAUUCUAAGUGAUUCUCAUCUACGAAGGCUCUUGUUAUUUUUAAAGAAGUUUGAGUCAUAUAUUCUCUUUUCUUGGAGGCAAGGCAGUCAGUUUUUCUCAGAGCUGAUUCAGAUCAAGUUUGCAUUAGAGAUGCUGGUGGAAUAAGAUGAUUCUGAAAAUUGUAACCGAGAACGAUCGCAUAUUUGGGAAGCCAUGGAUGAUCACUGACGUGUGUCGUGACAUGAUCCUAAUAGAAAACCAGUUACCCUUUUUCAUUGUGAAGAGGUUUUAUCAUCUCUUGACUCCUUACUACCAACAAGCAACACCUUCAGUACUGGAAAUUGUUAAAAGCCACUUCAGUUGUUUCCUGAGCAACAUUGAUGAUAAAAUGUAUGAAUCUGCAGAGCCAGAGCAUUUUGUUGAUCUUCUGAGGUCUUGUUAUCUGCCGCUAGUUCCAAUCAGAUUGGAAGAAGGCAUAUCUACGAUUUACAAUGCGCCAAAAGCAACAGAGCUACACAAUGCUGGUGUUAAGUUCAAGCCAUCAGAGACCAGUAGUUGUUUACUUGAUAUUAAAUUUGCUGAUGGAGUGCUGGAGAUUCCUACUAUUUUUGUUGAUGAUCUCACGGAAUCCCUCUUCAGGAAUAUCAUUGUGUUUGAACAAUGUCAUUGCUCAGAUAAGAGCUUCCUCCACUACAUCAGGCUUCUCAGUUGCUUCAUUAGAUCCCCUGCGGAUGCUGACUUGCUCAUCCGCCGUGGGAUCUUUAUGAACAGUCUUGGAGCCGCAGAAGAUAUUUCAGAUGUGUUCGAUAACAUCUGCACAGAGGUUGUCUUUGGCAGAAAGUUUUACUUUCAGAGCCUCUCUGAGAAGUUACAAUCGUACUGCAACACACCAUGGAACAGGUGGAAGGCGAUUCUGAGACAUGACUAUUUCCACAAUCCUUGGUCAGUUGCUUCUGUUUUGGCUGCUUUGCUUCUUCUCCUUCUCACUUUCAUACAGGCUGUAUGCUCUAUCUUGGCCCUGUGAGUUAUUACCAUAGUAUUUACAUAUUUAGUAGUCAAAAUUCAAUAAAUCCAAACUUGUUCUUAUGAAUGUAAGCACAAGCAGUCAGAUCCUGACAUGACUUUGUACUGAAUCUAAGUUGAACUGCUAGUUUUGUGUUAGAUUUGGAUUAAUUAUGGAUUUCCAACUUAAAAUCAA
Raphanus sativus (radish) is the source of this 4329-nucleotide messenger RNA. Its product is annotated as UPF0481 protein At3g47200-like. The record is from RefSeq and is a predicted model, not a curated record. Lineage: Eukaryota; Viridiplantae; Streptophyta; Magnoliopsida; Brassicales; Brassicaceae. Bases 3298 to 4155 code for a protein of 285 amino acids. The transcript has a single exon.